This is a messenger RNA of Ectocarpus sp. CCAP 1310/34, 1597 nucleotides long. Lineage: Eukaryota; Phaeophyceae; Ectocarpales; Ectocarpaceae. The record is from the annotation of a GenBank genome assembly.
UGAGGUGGCCACUCGUACUGCUGUAGUAGCCAUCCACCCCUCUGAUGUGCGUUCAGUCGCAAAAGGAGCACUUCCCCAACCCUCCGAUGUGUGUUCAGCCACAUUAGGAACGUCCGAUGUGCGUUCAGUCGCAAUAGGACCGACACUCGCUUCGCGUCAAGUGUCUUCCGUCCCGUCUGUUGCGGACGGGACUGUCACGUUUUCUGACGUUGUACAACACCCCCCCCGCAUCCGCAGUUGCACCUGCUUCGCGUACUAGUGUGUCCCAUGCAUCGUCUGACCUUAGUGGCUCUGCUUGCACCAAUGCGCGUUCAGUAGCGCCAAGGACCACCAACACCUCUCGAGGUGUACGUAUCGAUCCGCCUGCUAUUAACCGUGUAGCACAAUCGCUGAUUCCUGUUCGGGGAGUAGCACGGGCAGUCGGUUGAUACUGAUGUCAAUCUACCCGCCGCCCGCGUGCCCGCUUCUCAGAGCUAUACCUCUAAGAGUAGCCGAGAGCAGGCGCAUGCUCGUGAUAAGCGUCACCAGGCUCCCAAUGCACGCACUGCUGUAGCUUAUGCUAACAAUGUACCUGCCUCGCCUCCCAUGCUUUCUUCUGCCCAUGAACGUGCAGCCACUGCUGCUGCCCUGGAACGAGGAACUUCUCCGGACCAUCAGCGUCAUGGCAGCCCCCACCGCUCUGCCGUGCACGCAGCUCGCGCCAGCGGGAGUCCAUUUUUGGACAAGGUGGAGUACCUUCUGGGGUCACUUCGGGCGGCGCACGGAAACGCCACGGACCCGGUGGUGUGGCCUGGGUGUUAUCGCUCUGCCCCUCCCCCGGUUCCCGCGUUCGAAGAUUUCACAUCCAAGAAGAAGGCGCCCGUCAAGAGUGGCGGUCGCGGGGGCAGCGGCGGCGAUUCGGGCGACACCGACAUCAGCCACCUCCGCGGGUCUACGUCUUCCCACUGUGGUCGCGCCCAGGCGUCUUUGUCAGCGUCCAGCUCUUCGGAGCGCGCGGACAAGACAGGAGUAAAAAAGAAGAGCCGCACCUCCCGCCCGUCUUCGGACACGGCUGGAGGAGCAUCCUCGGAUUCCGGUUCGGAACGUAGCCUUCUUCGGAAGACUUCUUCGGGCAGGGUAUCCAGGCAACAAGUGAAGCGGAGGCUGGACGACGGAGCCACGGGCCCGGAAGCCUUCACGCUCCUUCUGCGGCUGCUGUUGGAGCAAUUCGAUGUCGGAGAUCGACAGGAGUCGUUUUUGCGACUUCAGCAGUUUGGUGUUUCGAAUGGAACCUUGUUUGUAUACUUCAAGUAUUACCUUUGGGCGUUCCGUCUUUGGUUUCUUCGGUGACCGGGUCUGAGCGUGUUUUGGCUCCUAGUGUAUCGAUGGUGCUUGAGAUUGUCAGGAAUUCUAUAAGUAGGCAGUAUCCGUCUUUGGCUCCGAUGUUGUACCCUAGUGACCUGGCUACGGCCGUGACACCGUUUGAUUCGAUUGAUGCAAUGUGGCAGGCGUUCGUGCCAUUGGCCACCAACGAAACCCCCGCAAUAGGGGGUUCAGAGUAUUUUUGUUUGUCUUCUACUCCUGACUCUUCGCAGUCCCGGCGUUCCCAGAACCGUGC